CAAAAUUAUUUGCUCCUGCUCCAGUUGAGUCGAAACUCCGGAAUCGAAUGGGGGGAAUUGCGAUGAUUGUGAACGACUACUGCUUCAUGGUGGAGGCUUUAUGCGCUUCGAUUAGCCGUGAAUUUCAAACACUGCGUGAGCUGGAAGACGUUUUUCACGAGGAUUUCUGGAGGCAUCAGGCUGAGUAAGACGAAAGGCUCGUUCUCGUGGUUUCGCCUUAAGGAUUGUGGAUCGAAAGCGCACUUUGCGAUUUGAGUUUUGCAUUUCGAAUUGUGGUAGAACUAGCGUUUAGAAAGAUGGGAGAUUCUAAAGAACGAAGAGUUCGCUGGAAGGGCCGACAUGCUUGCGAAACUGCUCUUUCAGACCCAAUGUCUGCGAUUUACAGUGCCAUCAAAGCGUGGACACCUCCAAGCGGGAUGUUUGCGGAUUCUGCCGUAUUACUGCAGGUGAAUUCGGAGCAAGCUCAACUACUCAAUCGCGCAUGUUUUGGUCGGCCCUACCCACCUGCGAUUGCACCACCGCCGCCCUCUGCACCCACUUAUCCACCUCCGAUCCCAGGAUUCGAUGAUUCAGAUUCGAAAGAAGGCUUGCAGUUUUUCCAGCUCGCUUUGGAGGAGGCCUUUUAUCUCAACUAUGAAAUGAAGUGCGUAAGAAUCUAUCAUCAAUCACAUAAGGAGGAGAGGGUAUUACUGAGCCAUGACGAGCUUUGGAGACUGAUGCUGAAGAAAAAGCAGCAUUUCGUCCAACAUUACAAGGCGUACUCCCACAUGCGCUCCAAGAGAUGGGUCGUUCUCUCUGGCAUCCAGUUUGGUGCUGAUUUCAUGGCAUACCGUCAUCAUCCAGCCUUGGUUCACUCUGAUUAUGCCGUGUUGGUCAUGUUAGGAGAGGAAAGGCAGUCGAGACUUAAUACUUGGACGGAGUUGCAUGCAAUGGGCCGGUUGUGUGGCAGUGUUGCCAAGACUUUACUAUUGAUCUAUGUUAAACGCAAAGAUGCUGCGGUGGACUCCACAUUUCCUUCGUGUCUUGAGGAUUUUGAUUUGGAAACAGUGGAGGUAAACCGAUGGCUACCGGAGAAGAAUCGGGAGGCUGGUGAAACUUUAGAAGAAAAUUCUGAAUUGGGCUGAAAAUAAUUUUCUGUUGGAAGAUGCUAGAGGAGCUGCCUUAAUCCAGAUGUUUAAUGGACAUCGACUCUGUGCUGAAUAUGUACCUUGGGCUUUACCCGGCUGUAUCAUGUCUUCCUGCACACAUUUGCCAAUGAGUAAGUACUAUCACAUUCCCUGCACAUCUAGAGAGAACCGUUUGCUUCUGUCGACACCUAGUGUUACGCGAUAUCUGCUGUAUCCAUUGCAGGCUUUUCUAAGAGUAGCUCUGUUUCCUCCUCAUUCCUCUGGUUCAGUUUGCCUCUCUUCUCUAGUUCUCUUCUUAGAGAGAUUUAC
Molecule: messenger RNA, 1436 nt
Organism: Marchantia polymorpha subsp. ruderalis
Lineage: Eukaryota; Viridiplantae; Streptophyta; Marchantiopsida; Marchantiales; Marchantiaceae
Source: the annotation of a GenBank genome assembly